Molecule: messenger RNA, 1653 nt
Organism: Drosophila miranda
Lineage: Eukaryota; Metazoa; Arthropoda; Insecta; Diptera; Drosophilidae
Gene: aspr
Product: neurogenic locus notch homolog protein 3
Exons: 6
Coding region: 112-1443 (443 amino acids)
Source: RefSeq, a predicted model, not a curated record
AUCAAAUCGAGCACUAACAAGUGGCAAAUAAACUCAUCUUCAGCUUAUAAUUUUUGUUUGUUUAUAUUUUUCUUUUUUUUAUUGUGUGUGUUCACAACUUUGUCUAGAAAAAUGAUGGAACAGCGGCAUCAGCUACUGGGUCUGACGUUCAUGGUACUGGCAAUUGUUGCAUUGCCCCAACUGGCAAUAGGUAAAAAGAUAGAGAAACGUUGUCUCAACUGUUCGUAUCGUACGUAUUACACGUACGGCGAUGGUCGCGCCCUGCAGCGGGUUGUCUAUAGAGAUCCGGUCUACACUCGUGCAGCACAGUCCUACGGAUGCAGCGGGAGUCCGUGCGGCGUGAAUGCCGUGUGCCAGGAGGCAGCCGGCGGCCGUCCGGUCUGCUCCUGUCCGCCCGGCUACAGUGGUAAUCCGCUCACGCACUGCAAUCGCGGCGAGUGUCUGGACAACGUCGAUUGUCGUGGCGACCUGCAGUGCAAGGACAAUCGCUGCGUUAAUCCCUGUGUGGGGGCCUGCGGCAUUGGCUCCAAUUGUGAUGCCCGCAACCAUGUGGCCGUUUGCAGUUGUCCAGCGGGCUACAAUGGUGACCCCUACCAUGCCUGCCAUCUGAACGAUCCAGAGGAACAGUGCCACCCGAGCCCCUGCGGCGUGAACACCAAGUGCGAGAUCAUUAACGGCGUCCCCACAUGCUCCUGCCACCACGGCUAUCUGGGCAAUCCUCUGAGCGGAUGCAGGCACGAGUGCGAGCAUGACGGCGACUGCAGCAGCCGCGACAUGUGCAGCAACUUCAAGUGCGUGCCAUCCUGCGGUCAGUGCGGCUCGGGAGCUAGCUGCAAGACUGUGUCCAACCAUCGGGCGGUGUGCGAGUGUCCCAAGGGCUACAUCGGCAGUGCGUAUACGGAAUGCCGGCCGGAAUGCUAUGGCGAUUCCGAUUGUCCGGCCGGUCGGCCCGCGUGCUUCUACGGCAUCUGCAAGAACACCUGCGACGGUGCCUGUGGCGUGGGGGCCGACUGCAAUCUGCGUGGCCUAACGCCCGUGUGCAGCUGUCCGCGCGACAUGACUGGCGAUCCGUUUAUACGGUGUCGCCCGUUCACCAAGGAGGAUCUGUGCGACCCCAAUCCUUGCGGCUCGAACGCCAUCUGUGUGCCCGGACACGACAACACCGGACGCGAGCGUCCUGUCUGCAAUUGCCUACCCGGCCACACGGGCAAUCCUCUGACCCACUGCACUCGGGGUGAGUGCCUGAGCAACAAUGAGUGCCCCGACCAUAGGGCCUGCAUCAAUUAUCAGUGCAUUGAUCCCUGCAUUGGAAAGUGCGCAACCGGCGCCAGCUGUGAACCCAAGGCCCAUUUGGCCGUCUGCCGCUGUCCACCCGGACAGUCGGGGGAUGCCCUCGUCUCCUGCCGCCAGACGCGCACCUUUCCCGUGGCCAAGUAUCACUGAAUACCCGAUAGAGUGAAGCUGCAGCCGCACUGCCUGCCAAUACAGUCAAUUCACCACCUGCUAUUCCAGUCUAUUCCAGUCUAUCCCUCUCUCUCUAUCCCCUAUGUUUUUGUCUCUUUUCUCAUACUAGUCGCUAAUUCACCUUGAUGUUCUACUCAGUUCAAACGAGCAGAAAUAUUUUGAAAACAAUGAAAAAAAAAGUAAUAAAAA